Mesorhabditis belari is the source of this 6729-nucleotide messenger RNA. NCBI's taxonomy places the organism in Eukaryota, Metazoa, Nematoda, Chromadorea, Rhabditida, Rhabditidae. The record is from the annotation of a GenBank genome assembly.
AUGAAGGUGAUCCCGGUGAGAGGAAAAGCCGUCCAGACUCCUUAUCCCGGUCAUCCAGCACCGGCUCGACUUCGUCGUGAUCGGAAACAAUUCGUUCCGUUCGUUUAUUCGGCGCCUGGCGGUGGCACGGCGAGGACCCCGAAAAGGAAAGGAGGACAAGGAAAGGGGAAGCGUCAUGCAAAGAAAGCCGCUACACCGAUUCGAAAAGUGAAAGACGGGAAAAUCAGCAAGAAAACCGCGAAAGGAAAAGUGGAAAAGGCGAAGAAAGAAAAAGCAAAAACCGCAAAGAUUCGCAAAGUGGGCAACGAUCGUUUAGUGGCUCGACCGGGGGUGAAAGAAUAUGCGGUCAAUCCCUUCAUUUUCGGGAAAAGCAAUCCCGAUUACGUCUCCUCGGCCACCCAACACCGAGCCGUUUACAGGGCGUUGAAGAAAAAGGAUAUGAAAGAGUUCAAAGCGAUUGUUUCGCAGAAAAAUUUCGACCUUAACCUUCUGCAAACAUCGUUCUCGUAUCUUGUUUGGGAGACUCCCCAGGCUGUUGUGAUGACUUCAGGGGAUAAAAAACUCAUCGAAGAAUACUUGAAAGAAUUGCCGAAACUUCAGAAAAUCGAACGAGAGGUCGCGCAUGAGCCGAAUCUCUUGCAAAGGCGCUCAGUUGGUCAUCGCAACUUCUUUAUGUUGGGUCGAAGGACUCGUCAGAUCGAGAUGAGUAGAGGUGCACGCGAGGGAAAUAAUGCGCUUGUCAUCUAUCAGGAAAAUGAUCGAAACCAUCACUACUGUUAUCCAGAUGAGCGCGUGCGGACGCUGUUGAGUGGAAUCGAUUUCCUCACGAUGGACAAAAUUCAAUCGGAAUGUGAAAAAUGUCAAGGAGUCGAAGCUUUCGAACCAUCCGAUCUCAUCAACGUCAUCCGCUUUGGGCUCCGUGAGACCGCAUCAAAUGUGAUCAAGCUGGUGCACAAUCAUGAUGUCAACGAGCUCCACAAGAUCACGCUCGAGGGCGGAAAGUUGCCGGCACGAAUCCUGAGCAUUUCCAUCAAGAAAAAGGCAUUUGAGAAUCGAUGCGUCACUCCGAUGCACACUGCUGCUAUCAAUCCAAACGUCGAAUACUUGAAAGCUUUUCACGCGAUUGAGCCCAACAUCAGCAUGGUUGACGUCGAUAAUUGGACAGUUGCUCAUUAUGCUUCAGUCUGCUCUGGCACUGGUCCCCUCAAAUAUUUGAUCUCAAUGAACACUCCACUUUUGGUGAUGAACAAACGAGAGGAGACACCGUUGCAUUGUGCCGCGAGAGCUGGAAGAAUUGAUUGUGUCAAGACAUUAUUGGAAUGGUACGACAAGUACGAGAAUCAGACAAAGGAUGGGAAAGUACAAAAUGAUGAGGAAACUGAGGCUGAGGAUGAAGAAAAUGAGGAUGAGCCGAGAGCAAAGAAGGCAAAGAAGAUAAAGGUGGAUCCGACCAAAUCGAUCAUCAACUACAAGGAUCGUCGCGGUUUCACCGCUCUUCAUUUAGCCGUUUUGUGGGAAAGGCACGAUGUAGUGAAAAUCUUGCUAAAGCACCCGAAAAUCGAUGUCGAAGCGCAGACGACAGCCGGCGAUAAGAAGAUCUCACCGUUGUCGAUUGCCUGCGGCACGGGACAGCUUGAGAUGACAAAAUCGCUGAUUGAUGAUGGGAAAGCGCUGAUUGAGUCGAAAGACAAGCUCCGCCGCUCUCCACUUCUCCACGCAGCGAUGAACGGUCAAGAUCACGUUGUUGCCUAUUUACUCAAAAAAGGAGCCGAUUUGAAAAAGUCUGAUUCCUCUGGCAACUCACCGGCUCACUACGCAGCUGCUUACGGAUUUUUGUCAACGCUGAAGAUUCUGGCUGAGGUCGAUCCCUCAUGUCUUUCGGCGAGCAACGAUUGGCAUUUGACUCCAUUGAGCGUCGCAUAUUUGAAAGGUCACUACGGAAUCGUUUCGUGGAUGCUAGACGGAGAGCACUCAAAGGAUGUGGAAAUCAAUUGCAAGGACAACGAGGGCGUCACUCUCAUCUCAUCACUUCUCUCUUAUUUUGACGAGAAUUUUGCGCUACAAUUGCCCGAACAGAUCAAAUUCCUCACUGAGAGAGGUGCCGAUUGUUCGAUCGGGGAUGGGUCGGGGACAACACCGCUGCACAUUUUUGCGAGUCUCAAAAUGCCGCUUUGUGAAAAAAUGGCAAAAAAUGACACGAAAUGUCUCACAAUCGAUCAGUACAAGGCAUGUGUGGAUCUUCUGUUAAAAGCCGGCGCCUCGGUUUCAGCUCAACAUGAAGAGGGCGCCACACCGUUUCAAAUCGCUUUGGAGAGUGGAAAUCUUUUAUUGGCUGAAUAUCUUCUAUCAAAAGCACAAGAUGAGAAAUCGAUUCUAAUCACGAAAGAGAGCAAUCUUUUCGAGCAUUUGUUUGCACUGCCCGAGAAAGUCAAUGGCGAGACAAAAAUUUGGCCAAAUCCGACUGCUCCACUUAAAGUGCAAUACGAUAUUUCAAAUUUGCUCGACACCAUUCUCCAAGCGGUUCCCGAGAAAGCGAAGGAAUGGUUGAAUAAGAAGCAAAAAGAGGCUCCUGGAACGCCGGUGACAUUGAUUGCUUUAACCUACAUCAAGUUUGCCAACCAAGCGACAACCAACAAUUGUCCUAAUCAAAAACAACUGGGCAACGUGAUAGGUGUGAUUUUGUUGAAUGCGCUGAGGAAAGUGCUUCAAUUUGCGCCAGAGACCCUCAAUCAGGCUGAUCCCGUGCUAAAGGAAAAUCAAGUUAGCCUCAUCCAUACUGCGGUGACCGACACGAAAGAAGGGAAAUUGCUCGAUUUGGUUUUCAAAGAGGCGACCACUCAAAAAAGAUUGGCUGAGCUGUUGUCGAUGAGGAAUUUAGUGUUGGAGACACCGUUGCAAGCGGCCAUUUGCAGUUGUGACGAGGAAAAGGUGAUCAAAAUCCUCAAAGUUUCCAAAGAGCAUGGUUGUGCUGACGGUGUGCACAAUGCACUUAUCCAGAAAUGGAUUGAUAUCGAUAAGAAAAGAGUCUCCUUAUCAAAAUCGGUGGUUCACAUGUUAGUUGAGAAAGAAAUGAUUAAAGCGUUGGACGAUUUGGAGUUGAGUGACGAGGAGUGGCAGAGAACGGAUAAAGACACGUCACUCGUAUUGGCCGAGCAUCAACCGCGCGGAAACUCAGCCUAUCACUAUGCUUGUCGAAGCUUGAACACAAAAACGAUUGCUUUACUUAAAAAGCUAAGAAAGCCAAAUGAGUCUGGCCUCGGUGGAAUGUCACCACUUCACGUGGCUGUCGACGCAGAGAGAACCUACUCAGCUGAUGCGUUCAUUGAGCCGAUCGAGUUCGUCGCCGAGAUGUGCGACGUGAAUGCGAGAGAUGAGAAAGGUCGAACCGCUCUUCACUACGCUUUCACAAAAGCCACAGAUGAAAGCCCACAAAAAUGCGAUCCUAUCGCCGUCGUUUCCCUUCUUUUGCGAAUGAUGGAUUCGAAAGCGAUUUGUGUCGCUGACGAGGACGGGAACACGGCGUUGCACAUGGCAGCGAUGAGAGACGCAAAUAUUUGCGCGGUUACCCUGCUGCAUCAUGGAUGUUCGCUCGACGCGACGAAUAAAGGUGGAAACACGGCACUCGGCUUAGCUGUCUACAAGCAAUGGCCACAAACAACGCUCACACUCAUCCAGGCACAUGCAGACAUCCAUAAAAAGAUCUUCGGACCAGAGCCAGAGAAAACUGAAAAUGAUGAAUGGACAUGGAUAACAGAAACGCGAGCAGAAGCUGAGAGACUCAUUCAAAGUGUCCCCGAGAUGGUGGUACGAAAUGAAUGGCACUCAAUGGUUUACGUCAUUUUGGAUCUUCUGGAAAAGAGUCCGACGACUGUGGGCGAAUUGGCGAAAGCUGCACUAGGAAAUGGACAAAACAACUUCUCGCAAUAUCUCCUCAAACUAUUGCAAUCGUCAAUCACCGCUUUUACACGAAAGGGAAACACAAUCGAUUUGGCGUCGAUGAAAUUGAUGCAAACGUUCAUCAAUGGGAUGAAAACAAAUCUUGACGAAUCCUCCGAAAAAGUGUUGUCCAUUCUUUUGGACUUUGGAAUUGAAUGGAUUGAUGCGAAUGGGGAAAGUGAAAUUCUUGAAGCGGCCUCGAAGAGAGGAUUUUGGAAAUUGAUCGUUUAUCUGAAGAAUCACCAAACUGGAAUCCUCCAAUGGCCGAGGGUGACAGUGCUGGGAAAAGCGAAGAUUUUGUCAGGUUUCAUCGAAUGUUGGACGAAUUUCUGCGCUACUGAUGAUGUAAAAGCGGGAAUUGAAGCUCUUGCAUCAGACGAGGUCUUCAAUCAGAUGGUCGAUUACCCGAAAAUCGCUCUUGAUGGUUAUCCAUAUAGCUUAAAUCCACCAGAAAUCCAUAAGUCGACCGCAAUGAUUCGAGCGAUUGAGGCUCAAAACCCGGAGUUGAUCGUCUUCCUUCAAAACCUUAAAUGCCCGCUUCCGUCAAAUGCUUUGAUGUUGGCGGUGAACACAAAUCAGAGAAGCGUCGUGAAAGCUGUUUGCGAGGGAGUGAAAGAGGAGUUGCCGGUCACAAGUCAGCUCAAUCAAAAUGGACUAAUUGGCAGACGUUUUGUGCAAAAGAAGCGCAUCACGCAGAUGCGGGCAACUUUCAUGGGCACUUUUGCGCACAAUCGGAAACGCCCGCCAAUCUCGAUCGGUCAACAAAAUGGAAACAGCAAAAAGAAGCGGAGGAAUGAUUCGGGAAGUGGUUCGGAGAGUGAUGAAGAAGAAGAGGACAAUCAAUCAGCCACUUCAAAUGAGGAAUCAGAGCAAGAGGAAGAGGAAGACCAAAACGAACCAAAGAAAGCGCCCAAGCUCACGCUGCGACUCAAGAAAAAUAUCAAACUCGAUUUCGUCGACGAGAACGGCCGCAACGUUUUCCACUUUUUGGUCGCGCCAACCGGCUGGGAGAACACCGAUCUUUUGGAGGCCCUCUUCGACGUGGAUCGUCGUGUGGCGAAAGAUUUGCUGAACCAAGCGGACAACGAUGGAGUGACACCGAAAAAGCUGGCCGCAAAGCUUAUGCAAAGAAAGAUGUACAAAGCGAUGGCGAAACUCACGGCUGGUGGAGCUAAUGAGAUGGAAAAGAUCCCAGCUCAAAAUGUCACCGCGCUUGUCUCAAAAUACGAUUUCGAUGCAGAUGCCAAGCAAUUCAUUGAGAAAUACGUAAAAGCACAGAAAGAGAAAGAUGCACAAAAACCUGAGGAUCGCACGCCACACUCGAAAUCGGGAUACGAGAAAACUGGAGAAAUCGUGAGAGAUGAUGAGACUGGGCAAUUGUUUAAGAUUCUCCUCAACAAAACCGAUCUUCAAUACGGCACCUACGGCUUCCACAAUUAUUAUCGAAUGGAAUUACUGAAGAGAAAGGAUGCCGAAUUGUACAUCUUGUUCACGCAUUGGGGUCGAAUCGGAGACGCGCGCGGAGAGCACCAAACGACUCCUUUCAGCGAGCAAGCAAAGGCGAUCAAAGAGUUCAAAUCGGUAUUCCGUCAGAAGUGCGGUCAGGACUGGGGACCAUUCGACAAAUUCCAAGAAAUCGAGAAGAAAUAUCGACUGAUUAAGAUCAACAACAACUCGGUGAAAGUGCGCUUGCAUCGUUUGCCGAUCGAGUUGAACACGGAGGACACGGAGGAUCAGAUCUACAAAUUCAUCAAGGAUAUCGGGAACGUGAAGAGUCUCGGGAAAAAUUUGAAACAGGUUCGAAUCGGAAACGUGCAAAUCGACAGCCCGUUGGGUGAAAUAAGCAAAGAAGAUGUGAUAAAAGCACGAGAAAUCAUCAAAGAGAUCACUGAAUUAAAUGAGGAAAUCGAUAAAAUCCGCGCCGACAAGAAUCCCAAUGUCGACAAAUUGCUUGCCUCUCUCAACAAACAGCGUCAACUUUCCUCGAAAUUCUUCUCACACAUCCCGAUGGGCGGUUUCGAUCACACGGCAAUCCCCGUUCUCGACAAUCAACAAUGGAUGAGAUAUUGUGAAGAAGCGUUGAAUACAUUGGAGGAUGUUGAAAUCGCGACUCGAAUCCUUUGCGCAUCGUCGUGGCGAAACAAGGAAUGCGAUUCAAUUCGUUACAUCCAAUCGGCGAUGGAAUGCGAUUUCCGCUCGUUGUCUCCGAAAGAACCGAUCGCUCAGCGAAUCUUGCAAUGUAUUAGAGAAUCGAGCAAGGCCAAAGUACUUGGAAUGAUCGAAGUGACGAGCCGGGUGAGCACCGAGAAAUUCAACAAACACAUCAACGAGGAUGGGCAAAUUUACUUGUGGCAUGGAACAAAAGCGGUGAAUCUAAUCAGCAUUCUGAAGAACGGUUUCCACUCUCAACCCUCGAACGCUCUUCAAUGCGGACAAGCCUACGGAAAGGGAGUCUAUUUCGCGGACACUUUCUCAAAGAGUGAAGCCUAUUCCCAGCCGUCGGCUGCUGGUGUCAACUAUAUGUUGUUGUGCCAGAUUGCUCCAGGAAAAACGUUACGCGGAACGGAUUUCCUUUUCGAGACGCCGAAACAAUUCAACUUCGACACACGCUACGUGACCGGGACAAAGGGGCCAGAUAUGCUUCAAGCUGUCAACAUUGACGGUGUUACGGUUCCGUGCGGGCCGCUCGUCACCCAGCAAGCUCAAUCAUAUUGGGGUUCACCAUGGAGUGAGUACAUUGUGCGAGAUGUGGCCAGAACUCGCCCCAAGUACAUCAUUUUGUGGAAAGCGAAU